Messenger RNA from Lithohypha guttulata, 1407 nucleotides. RefSeq lists its product as uncharacterized. Gene Ontology annotation, cellular component: plasma membrane. The record is from RefSeq and is a predicted model, not a curated record. Gene Ontology annotation, biological process: spermine transport; transmembrane transport; spermidine transport. Gene Ontology annotation, molecular function: spermine transmembrane transporter activity; spermidine transmembrane transporter activity. The transcript is spliced from 2 exons. NCBI's taxonomy places the organism in Eukaryota, Fungi, Ascomycota, Eurotiomycetes, Chaetothyriales, Trichomeriaceae. The coding region runs from base 1 to 1407 and encodes 468 amino acids.
AUGUCGGACUUCAAUGCUUUGUUGUGUAAGUUUAUGCUUCAGGAGAAAUUACAGGAGCUGACCUUGUGUAGCACCUUCGGAUCUUCAGUCUAUACGCCUGCCAUUCCUCAAGUUGCUCAACGUUUCAAUAUUAGCAUAAUCGCUGCUACGCUACCACUCACUUUGUAUUUAAUAGGCCUGGCUGCCGGUCCAGCCAUCAGUGCUCCCAUCAGUGAAACAUACGGCCGAAGGAUAGUCUACCUGACUCUAUUCCCGGUUGCUCUCCUCUUCACUUUGGGCGCUGGACUCGCGCGAAACUAUGCCACGCUUAUGGUAUGCCGUCUCUUUGCCGGAACGCUUGGAUCUGGAGCACUUGCUAUAGGAGCCGGCACGAACAGUGAUCUCUAUCCACCCCUGACCAGAGCUACUAUCGCGUCUGUGUUUCUACUUGCACCUUUUGCAGGUCCUGCACUUGGUCCACCGGCAGGAGGCUUCCUAACAGAAUUCAGAAACUGGCGAUGGACUCAAUAUGUCAUACUCAUGGUUGGGCUGUUAGCGGUCGUAAUGGGCUUCUUCCAGAAGGAAACAUACAAGAAGAUCAUCCUAGCUCAACGAGCAAAGCGACUCAACCUCCCACCACCUCCGAACCCAAUGGCUAGCAUGAAACCCUUCCAGAAGCUCUACUUCGUCGUUACACUGACACUCUCACGACCUAUACUUAUGCUAUUCACAGAACCCAUUGUCGCCUUUUUAGCUAUUUACACCGCCUUCAACUUCGGUGUGCUAUUCUGCUUCUUCGCAGCCUUCCCACUCGUAUUUCAGAGUCUCUUUCCUCAGAUCCAGAUAUACCACUUCACCAUAGGUGAAGCAGGCCUCGUCUUCCUCGCAAUAGGAAUCGGUUGCGCCAUUGCAACAGUGAUUUUCAUCCUCACUGACAGACUAUACUAUCAACCUCGAGCACGCAAAGAAAUCGAGGUGAACGGCAAAGACCCUAGAAGUCUGCUCCUUGCUCCAGAGAAGAGGGUAAUUAGCGCAGCGAUCGGAAGUUUCCUUCUGCCAAUCAGCCUCUUCUGGUUCGCCUGGACUGCGAAAGCCAAUGUUCAUUGGAUUGUCCCCGUCCUGGCGACAGUCUUCUUCGGAGCCGGCAAUAUGCUCGUCUUCUUCACAGCGGUCAUGUACACAUUAGAUAGCUACGGACCAAUGAUGGGAGCGAGCGCAAUGGCGGCGAAUGGUAUUCUACGAUAUUUGGCUGGGGCGGUGUUCCCGCUGUUUGCUAGGCAGAUGUAUUUGACUUUGGGUGUUGGAUGGGCGACUUCGUUGCUAGGCUUCAUUACGCUGGGGCUGAUGCCGUUGCCUUGGAUAUUAAUCAAGUAUGGGUGGUGGUUCAGGGAGAAGAGCAAAUAUGCCUCGUUUUCGAGGGGGCUGUGA